GUUGUGUGUGUGCAUGAGUAAGUUAGUGUGUUUGCUUGUGUAUGCGUGUGUAUGUGAGUGUGUGAAUAUAUAUGGAUGAUAAGUAUGUAGUUUGGUAGUUCUGUGUUUGUGUAUGUGUGUUUGCAUGUUUUCGAUUGUGUGUGUGAGGUUGUAAAGAUGGAGAUGGUCAUGUGGUUGUGUAUGUGUGUGUGUGUGUUUGUGUGUGUGUUAAUGCUUGUAUCUGUGGGAGUGUGUCUUGUUCCACCAUCUCAACACAUGGCUAUCUUGGGCUGAAGUUCUCUGAACUGCAGAAUAAAUCCUGCAUGGCCCCUGGGUCUAUUCCAGCUGCUGUGUAUCACUUACCUUACCUUCACACAGAAAAUGGGCCCCAAGCAGGCAUCAGAAAUCGCGCCCCUGCUUGUGUUAUUUUCAUAACUGAGUGGGAAAUACUCAAACCGUGUGACAUCAUUCCUCUCAUGCGACCCACCCGUGGCGAUCACAUUGAGGUCCAAUUAUGCCAGUGGGUAAAGAGUAAAGGAGGAGGAGGAUGUGGUGCUGGACUGGAUUGGAUGUCACCAUUGUUGCCCCGGUUAGUUAUUUUCUACUUGCGUGGGCGUUGAAGCCAAAACAGGAUGUGGUGGAGUGGUCAGUCUCCAAGCUUUCUGUUCACAUGACAACCGUUUCUUGGGAGUCUAACGAAUGACAACGCCAGCGCAAUCAGUGACAGCCCCCCCCCACCCCCCACCCUUGAGUGUGGAGGUUAGGGGGUAGGGCAAACUCCCACCCGUAGAGGCUUUGGGAUUUGCUGUUGUUGACCUCGUGUUGAAUUGAGCUGCCUUUGAAGUUCAAUGACUUCUUGAAGCGUUGAUGCCGGGUUUUUCAAACAGCAACAGCUGGUUGAUUAUGUACCAGAUCGGCCAGCUGUACAUGAUCAGCAAGCACAGCCAUGAGCAGAGUGAGCGUGGCGAGGGCGUGGAGGUGGUCCAGAACCAGCCCUACCUGGACCCUGAGCACGGCCAGGGACAGUUCACAGAGAAGCGGGUCUACCUCAACAACAAGCUGCCCAGCUGGGCCAGAGCCGUUGUCCCCAAAAUCUUCUAUGUGACCGAGAAGGCUUGGAACUACUAUCCAUAUACCAUAACAGAAUACACUUGCUCAUUUCUGCCCAAGUUUUCCAUCCACAUAGAGACCAAGUAUGAGGACAACAAGGGAAGCAACGGCAAAAUCUUUGGCGGUGAGCCAAGGGAGGAGGAGACGGAGGUGUGUUUUGUGGACAUUGCAUAUGAUGAGAUUCCAGAGCGCCACUACAAGGAGUCUGAGGACCUUCGGUACUUCAAGUCUGAGAAGACCAACAGGGGGGUGCUGAAGGAGGGCUGGAUCGAAAGCCAGGAGCCCAUCAUGUGUUCCUACAAGCUGGUCACAGUCAAAUUCGAGGUCUGGGGGCUCCAGACCCGGGUGGAGCAGUUCGUUCACAAGGUAAUCCGAGAUGUCCUGCUUCUUGGACACAAGCAGGCGUUUGCCUGGGUGGAUGAGUGGAUCGACAUGACGACGGAGGAGGUGCGGGAGUACGAGCGUGCCACCCAGGAGGCCACCAACCUCAAGAUCGGCACCUUCCCCCCGGCCAUCUCCAUCAACGACACGCCCCUGCCCUCCAGCGCCCAUGGUCCCAGCAGCGCCCCCACCACGCCCCUCACCACCGAGCCCCCCGACUUCCUGGCCGUGCCCAAGGACCGCCCCAGGAAGAAGUCGGCGCCGGAGACCCUGACCCUGCCCGACCCCGCUCGCAGGAACUCUGGGUUCCGGCUGCCCAGCAUCUUCUCCUGGAACUCCCCCCCACAGCCGGAAUGAGAAUGAGGCCCCCCCACACCCGCUCUGGUGUUGACCCUGCAACCACCAACACCACUGCCACCACCACUACGCUGAGGGCCCUCUGUGUGCCACUCCACAGGGAUGAAGAUGUCCGUCCAGCACGUUUCACUGUGAAUAUGUUUCCCCUUUGCAGCCAGUGACAGUGAGUAGAGAAGACUUCUCGCUGUGUGCUUGGUGGGCCCUCACUUCUCCAACCCUCCUUCCCUCCCUCCUUCCCUUCCUCCAUCCCUCCCUCUGCCCCUUGUGGUCAUAUCGUACAGUAUUGUGCACUUCUACAAGGGGGUUAUAUCAGUAUAGUUGUAAAGAUCUGAUCUCGUAUGAGCCCUCCCAUCACUCUAAAUUAUUUUCCCAGUGACCAUCCCUCCCACCUCCUUCCCUCCCUCCCUCCUUCCCUCCCUCCCUCGUUCCCUCCCUCCAUCUGUCCCUCUGCCCAUUGUGGUCUCCUUCGCAGAUCAGCUGGUGUCCGAAUACCUUCAGCCGUCUCCACCUAAGUGGGAUUCUAACAGUGUGCUCCUUGGCAGAGGGAGACCUCCUCCACCUCCAACUCCUCUCUAGACAAGGAGUCAGUCGCCCUGAUGGGGAGUUGGGCAAUGUGUACCAAUCGUUUGAAUAUGGUACGCUACAUGUUGGUGCAUAUCGUACAGUAUUGUGCACUUCUACAAGGGGGUUAUAUCAGUAUAGUUGUAAAGAUCUGAUCUCGUAUCAUCCCGCUGACUUCUCAGCCCAGCUCUUGUUUACCAGGAAAGCUUAACGAUUGAUUGAUUGUAAAAAUAACGAGGAUACUGGCGCUAUAUUUUAUUUCAUGCUUUGCAUGUUUCUACUUCGAAGUUGUUACUUGUGAUCUGAGAUUUCUAUGCGGAUUAUUAGACUGUGGAAAGAUUGCUUAGGCUAUUGACUAUUGAAUUUAUUACAGUAGGGACUUUUUCUCGAAAAAGUGAUGUGAUUGUUUUCGUGUAAAUAUGUAAAGAGCUAUUGAUUUGCCGUUUGUUAAAAAAAGCCUGUUUUCAUGCUGCUAUGAAAUUACUUACGCAUUUUAGAGAAAGGCUUAUGCUCUCACUUUCCUCAAUGUCAUCAAUGGAGUAAAGCCAUGUAUAGUUAAAAUAGCUCUAGGUCACACUACAUAACCGAUGCUUGCAUUCACAUAUUUUGCAAAUAAAUGUAUUUAUGUUAUUCUCUCUAUGACAUCAGUGGAAUAAUUUCUGGAUGUUGGGAUUUAUUCUAUUGUUCGAUCAAUUGGUACAUUGUUAAUUUGUUGUUUUACCAGCAGUUGUUUUUUUCUGACGCAUUAAUCCAUUUCAACCAACACUGUCCUGUUCUUGUUGUGUUUUGUAUUGGCAAAAUAAAAAUAUUGUUGAUACUUAUUAUGUGAUCUUUAAAUUACACUCCUCCUGCCGUCUGGGCUACAAUUAUUGUUUAACAAUAAUUAAAAUUAUAUAUAAUUUAUAUUAUUUUAGAUUAGUUUGUCAAUUUUGACCUUCUAAAGAAAAAACUAACCUUGUAUAUAGAUUUUCAUUUUUGUAUUUUGAAACAAAAAUCUUAAUUACAACUCGUUUUUUUAUAUAUUUUUCUGUUCCUGAAAACGAGAAUCAAAUGACAAUAUUGUAGCGCCGGGGUUAUGUUUGUUGUUUUGUUAUACGACUGCUAUUGGUUGAUGUGUUCCCAUCAUGCUUUGCGGUGCGGAAGUUAGGGGAGGAGUUAAAAAGUCGUUGAGCUUUGUUGUGGUUACGGGGUGCUGUUGAGCUUUGUUGUGGUUACGGUGGACUCGGGAUUUUUCAAUAAAGUCACUGAAAGAAUA
Gadus morhua (Atlantic cod) is the source of this 3643-nucleotide messenger RNA. RefSeq names its product phosphatidylinositol transfer protein cytoplasmic 1a (gene pitpnc1a). Gene Ontology annotation, biological process: phospholipid transport. The record is from RefSeq and is a predicted model, not a curated record. Gene Ontology annotation, cellular component: cytoplasm. The transcript has 9 exons. NCBI's taxonomy places the organism in Eukaryota, Metazoa, Chordata, Actinopteri, Gadiformes, Gadidae. Bases 847 to 1827 code for a protein of 326 amino acids. Gene Ontology annotation, molecular function: phosphatidylinositol binding; phosphatidylinositol transfer activity.